Messenger RNA from Python bivittatus (Burmese python), 4097 nucleotides. The record is from RefSeq and is a predicted model, not a curated record. NCBI's taxonomy places the organism in Eukaryota, Metazoa, Chordata, Lepidosauria, Squamata, Pythonidae.
CGGGGACUGAACCUCUGACCAUCCUCCCUCUCACCUCAGAAAUGGAGGAAGCCGCUAUCAAAGCCCACUACAAAGUGUGUGACCGCCUGAAGCUGGAAAAGAAGCAGCGUAGGAUGUGCCGGAGAGACCCGGGCGUGGCUGAGACCCUCAUGGAGGCCAUUAGCAUGAGUGCCCUGGAAUGCCAGUAUCAGUUCCGCUUUGAGAGGUGGAAUUGCACCCUCGAGGGCCGCUACAGAGCCAGCCUGCUGAAGAGGGGGUUUAAGGAAACCGCCUUCCUUUACGCCAUCUCUUCGGCGGGGCUGACCCACGCUAUGGCCAAGGCCUGCAGCGCCGGGCGCAUGGAACGCUGCACUUGCGAUGAAGCCCCCGACCUGGAGAACCGCGAAGCUUGGCAAUGGGGUGGAUGUGGGGACAAUCUCAAGUACAGCAACAAGUUUGUCAAAGAGUUCCUCGGAAAGAAGUCGAACAAGGAUCUGCGAGCUCGGGUGGACUUCCACAACAACCUGGUUGGAAUGAAGGUCAUCAAAGCAGGAGUGGAGACCACCUGUAAAUGCCAUGGGGUUUCAGGCUCUUGCACCGUCCGGACGUGUUGGCGUCAGCUCUCUCCGUUCCAUGAGAUCGGCAAGCAGCUGAAGCAGAAGUACGAGAUGGCCCUCAAGGUGGUGAGCACUACCAAUGAGGCCACGGGAGAAGGGGACAUCUCCCCGCCGAAGAAAUCCAUUCCGGGCCACGGCGACCAGAUCCCCAGGACUACCGACUUGGUUUACCUCGACGAUUCCCCGAGCUUUUGCCUGAUGAGCCGGUUUUCUUCGGGCACGUCCGGCCGGAAAUGCUACAAAGACAAGAACUGUGACAGCAUCUGCUGCGGGCGAGGCCAUAACAUCCAAAGCCGGGUGGUCACCCGUCCGUGCCAAUGCCAGGUCCGCUGGUGCUGUUACGUGGAAUGCAAGCAGUGUACGCAGAGGGAGGAGGUCUACACGUGCAAGGACUGAGGAGGUGUCCGACAAGCCCCAACUUUGGGACGGUACCUCCCUGCCCCUUGGAGACAGAGCAGAGAUGGUGGCGCAGAGGUACCCUAACGCGAUGGAAGCACUUUGAGGGCUACCACGUCUUGCUGACCCUGCGUCUUUCUCUGCGAACAGAUUUUGGAGGCCCACAGAGAUGGAAGAGCCCCAGCGAUGCCCAAGAUGGUGCCCUGGAAUGAGAGAGACAGAGAGAGAGAGAGGGAGGAAAUCUUGCCCAGCCACUGAACACCUUCCCUUCUUGACGGGAAUUUGAGGGCCCAGCUGUCUACCUUAGUCCUUUCGCAUCGCCCUCCUGAGCAGAACGAGGAUUCUCUUGGACCCGGAUGGUCCCACGUCAUCUGGGAGUAGCCCAAGCUCGUGGAGACCUGCAAUAUGGAACCGCAGAAGAAGUUCCAGGAAGAAGGUGGCCCCAGAAGGAGCAAGAAAAGUCGGCUAAUAGGGAGCUUCUGAGACUCGAGGCCCAAAAUCAGAAGCCACAUCCAUCAGCUGGAGAUGUCACUCCAUAAGGCUGCUCCAUUGUGACUUCUACCAGCGCCUUGUAGCAGAUGGCGAAGAAGCUGGUUUUUAUUUUAAUUUCCCCCUUGCAUACUCUCAACCCCUGUUGCAUUCCCCCUUGCCUCCCUGACCCUUUUUGCAAUCCACUUGCUAAAUUUGGAAAACCACUAGAGACCAGACAAACCUGCUAUUUUUUCAACCGGCAUUUUGCCCCCUUUCAAGCUUUACUAUGAUUUUUUCCCCCCUGAUUUCUCUUGUGACUUCAGUUGGCAUGUGAGGCUGCUUCGAGGCUGGCGUGACACCCUGAGUGCGAAUGCAGUUUGGCAGUUCGUCUUCAGAAGAUGGAGAAAACGCAUAGUCUUUUAGACUAUGAUGCUGCUUUGAGACUUUCCACAUCUGGAAUGGGAUCGUGGCUUCCAAGAACGUGUGUCCCUUCAGGAUACCAUUCCACUAUCAGUGACAGUGAUAUUAUCUGGGGCAAAUUUCUAUGAAGGCCUGUUGCUUUAAAAAGGAAAAAAAAAAUAAAUAAACCACUAGAAACAUGCGCAUUAGAAAUAAAAUGAUGACCAGCCACACAGAUACUGGAUUCCAAGAGCCUGUUGAUCAGCGGGAAGAAUGUGGAGAAAUAUUUAAAUGGCAAACUGGAUCAGUCGUAGCAGCGUGAUGGACUACAGACCAUCCUUCAAUCAUCGAAUUUGAGGAUAUUACAAAUAUGCAACUUUUUUUUUUCUUCAAAAAGACUGUUUGGGUUGGAAGCAGCCGAUGAACUCCCCGGCCGAGCAUCCACGCGUGGUGGACAGCAAUUCUUCAGAUUUGCCCACCGUUGCAUUUUUGCCCUUGGGAAUUGCAUUUGGACUUGUUUUCUUUUGAGAAGUGGAGCAGAAAUCUUUCAUGUGCUCUUCUGGGAAAUUAUCCCCGCCUUCCCACCUUGCUUUAUGGGCGCGUUGAAAAAAAUAAAACUGUAGCCACCUCUUUCAGAGCUGUAAUUAUUGGGGAGGGGAUGGAUCCGGACGGCGUUGUAAGAACGGGGGAUGAACAACUAGAUUGUGGCUUGGUAUUAGAAUUGGAAGGGGGCUGAGUGGCCCCAGGAUGACAUGGCCCUUUUUAUUGAUUGGAAAGUGGAGUGAUUAGAAGUGGAAGAUAGCUUCUAGUUCUGGUGCCUCACUUUUAACUGACAUUAAAUACCCAAGAGUUUGUUUCUGGUCCCCGCGUGGCCAUACACAUCCAAAACUCUUAACUGGGUUAACGUCCGUGCCCAAAAGCCAGUCCUGAAUCUGCGUGCCAGUGAUUGACAACCAAACCAAAUGAAGACUGUAGAGGACUCUUCUUCAAGUGUGGAAUAUAUAUAUAUAUAGUCUUAUGCCUAGAUAUAAAUAUUGAACGUUUAUUUAUUAAGCUUUUCAGAAGGACCUUGUAUGGUUUCAAUGUGGUAUUAUGAACUGGGCCUCUUUGGAACGUGUGGGCACUCAUUCCUGUUUGCACGCUGGUGUGGAGCCUUGAUUCCCGAAGGGUCUCUUCAGCUUUUCCAACAGCGUAAGGCCUGACAUUUGAGCAAGCUGCAGCCUCAUUCUUCCUUUUUAAAAAAAAAAAAAAAAAAUAUUUUGAAGGGGAGGGUUUCUGAACUCCUUGGCUUGGAAGAAGAUGUCUGGAAAUCUGCUUUUCAUUUAGUUAACCCCAGUCCUAGGUCUUGUAUUGGAGAAGCACAGUUGAUGCUCUUGUUGUAGUGGGAAGAGGUCAUCUUGAUGUGUGCAGAUUGGGGGAGAAAUGGGAAAAUUUGGGGAGAUAAAAGUCGCUCCUGGCCAUAAGCCUCAUCUCUGGAUAGCUGAGGUGAAGAAGUAACCAAAUUCCCCUUUCCCCAUUAGUGUGAGCAUCCUUGCAUAGUUGGCCAACUGGAGGUUUCCAAAAUUGGGACAACCCUUCAAUACACCAGAUCCUCCUGUUGGUUAUUGAAAAUUAUGGGGUGGUGGUGACUUAAUAAUCCACUGCUGCUUUUCAACGGUGUGAACGAAUGAUGCCGUUUUUCUGCUUGAGAUUGGGGAGGGUCAUUUUUCUCUUGAAAAGCCAAGGUUGGCCACUGUCUUAGAUACCUGGUCUAAAGAUGGCUUUAAAAUGAACUUGCAAUAUUGGGAGAACUUUAAGGCUCAUGAGGUUUUAGCCAUCUCACCUCAGAUGGGGGCUGACCUGGCUUGAUUUGGAAGGUCUGGCCUGAAAUAUCUACCAAGUGUCAUUGGAGAAUGCUCAAAUCCUACACAACUGGGAGCAUCGUUUAAUCAGUUUUGGAGAAGCAUCUUCCAACCCUGGAUAUACUGGCAUAUGCUGUAUGGAUUGACUUUGCAUUUAAGUUUCUCCUUCCAGCAGAAAUGGAAUCAGUUUAGGCCCCCCACAUGGGCUUGUUUGCUUUAAAAGGCAAACAGACCAUCAUUUCCUUUUGGUCAUUAUCAGAGUUAACUUGCGGAAACUGGAUUACAGGAAGUUGAACCAUGGCAAUGAAUAACAUGGCUUGGUGUAAUUUUCUUUCUCUAAGACAGUGUUUCUCAACCUUGGCCACUUUAAGAUGCGUGGACUUCAACUCCCAGA